AUGACACGCACAAUACGCGUUGCAGUGCUCGAGUGCGAUACACCGAUCCCGCCCGUUGUUGAGCAAGUCGGCAAUUAUGGAGACAUCUUCGAGGGACUAUUGAAGAGGGGCUCACAGGCGUCUAGGUCGCCGGUGGACAUUCAAGUGAGCAAGUGGAAUGUCGUCGGGAAUCCGGUGUAUCCAAAUCCGAAUGAAUGCGAUGCGUUUCUGCUCACGGGAAGCAAACACGACGCUUUUGCGGAUGACACGUGGAUUGUGAGCCUCACCGAAUAUGUCCGUGGGGUCGUGCAGCAGCAUAAGAAGCCGGUCGUUGGAAUUUGCUUUGGGCACCAGAUUCUCGCGCGGGCGCUGGGUGCUCCUGUUGGGAGAGGCGAUGGCGGGUGGGAGAUUUCGGUGGAGGAGAUCACGUUGACUGAGGCCGGUCAGGAACUGUUCGGCCAAGAAAAAUUACAUCUGCAACAAAUGCACCGCGACAUCGUGCACGAAGUCCCCGAGGGAUGCAUCAAUCUUGGAUACAGCCCGCGUUGCGCUGUGCAGGGCCUCUAUAUGCCUGGUCGAGUAUGGAGUGUGCAGGCACACCCCGAGUUCACCGAGUUCAUCAUGUCUUGUAUUUUGAAGGCGCGACACGACGCAGGGGUAUUUGACGAUGCGCUGUACGACGAUGGGAAGUCGAGAGCGAGCAAAACGACGGAUGGUGAAAAGCUGGGCGGGGAAAUUGUGAAAUUCAUUUGCGAGUCCGUAGCAUAA
Molecule: messenger RNA, 747 nt
Organism: Penicillium argentinense
Lineage: Eukaryota; Fungi; Ascomycota; Eurotiomycetes; Eurotiales; Aspergillaceae
Product: type 1 glutamine amidotransferase
Exons: 3
Coding region: 1-747 (248 amino acids)
Cellular component (GO): nucleus; cytosol
Source: RefSeq, a predicted model, not a curated record